Molecule: messenger RNA, 565 nt
Organism: Chrysochloris asiatica (Cape golden mole)
Lineage: Eukaryota; Metazoa; Chordata; Mammalia; Afrosoricida; Chrysochloridae
Product: ADP-ribosylation factor-like protein 16-like
Exons: 5
Coding region: 37-558 (173 amino acids)
Molecular function (GO): GTP binding; GTPase activity
Source: RefSeq, a predicted model, not a curated record
GAACUACGGGUGCUGGGAGGGCAGAGGGGCGUCGCGAUGUGUCUUCUGUUGGGCGCCACGGGCGUCGGUAAGACGUUGCUGAUCAAACGCCUGAAGAAGCUGAGCGUCCACGAUGGGACGGGCGACCUGGGGGACCCUCCCCCGACGCGGCCCACGGUGGGCACUGACCUCACCGACAUCAUGGUCAACAGACAACUCACCAUCAGGGAGCUGGGGGGGUGCAUGGGUCCCAUCUGGCCCAGUUACUACGGAAACUGCCGCGCUCUCCUGUUCGUGCUGGACGCGUCCAACCCCACACAGCUCUCUGCAUCCUGUGCGCACCUCCUGGGUCUCCUUUCCGCAGAGCAACUUGCAGAAGCCUCGGUCCUGAUACUCUUCAAUAAAACCGACCUGCCCUGUUACAUGACCGUGGAGGAGAUGAAGUCGUUAAUGAGGCUCCCAGACAUCAUUGCCUGUGCCAAGCAGAGCAUCACCACGGCGGAGAUCAGCGCCCGGGAAGGCACUGGCUUGGCAGGGGUGCUGCGCUGGCUCCGGGACACCCACAGAGCCAGCCACUGAAGCCACG